CAGGUAGAACCAGGUAGAACCAGGUCUGGAGACAGGUAGUCCUCAGCUCUGGAUCAGUGUCCUUAUGGGUGUUUGUUUGAGUUCAACGAGGCGUUUCUUUAAUGAGGUUCUGAAUGUAGUCUGGUCUGGUCUCUCAUAGAGGGCUGUUCUCAGUCUGAGGUAGAACCAGGCUGGUUAACUACUAGUCUGUGUUUACUGGGUCUAGAACCAGGUAGUCCCGGGUCAAACCCCGUUCUUAAGUGUCCUUAUCGGUGUUUAGAUCCGGUCUAGAUCUAGACUUUUGUUGAAUGAGGUUUUGAAUGUAUUUUGACUGACAGAGAGACUAAAACUAGACCGGGUCUCAGGCUUAAAACCCAGUUUGAAUGUAGUCCGUCCCAGUUUUCGCCUGGUGUCUAGAAGCAGGUAGUCCAGUUAAAGUGUCCUUAUCGUUUAGUUCUGGUUCAGGUUUUGUUGGACUCAGGUUUAGUGGGGUCUGAAUGUAGUCCGGUCUGGCUUCCAUAGAGGGCUGACUGUAGACAGUCUGGGGUUAAAUGUAGUCGGACCUGGUCUGUUCUGUCCUUGUGAAGACAGUCGGUGUUGGUUCUGGACUCUGUGGGUUUUUGGUGCUGGUCUUGGAUGCAGUUAGUCCAGGUCUAAGCGGGGUUUAGUCCCAGGUUUAGCUCAUGAUGGCAGAGCUCCACCAGACUCCCACCUCGCUAUGCUGCUGCCGUAAGUCCCUGCCGGUCUCUGGGGCCCGGUGUGUCGGGGACUCGGAGCGACCCUCGGCGGGUCCGGGUCCGGGUCCCGGGACCCCGCGGUGCCCUCUGGUGGACGUGGCCUCGGCGUCUAACUUCCGCUGCUUCCAGCUGCGUCACCUCCACCUGGACCUGCGGCUCAACUUUGCCGUGAAGGAGAUGAGCGGCUGGUUGGUUCUGGACCUGAUCCCGGUCCAGCCGGGGGUCCACACCCUGGUCCUGGACUCCCACCCCUCCCUCCUCAUCCACUCCAUAGACUGUAAAGUCCCCGGCGCCGGGCAGGAGGAGCCGGUCUCCCUCACGUACCGGGUCGACCCGUUCACGGACUACGGCUCCUCGCUGAACAUCAGCCUGCCGUCAGCGGCGCUGAAACCGAGCCGGCUGAUCCAGAUCACGGUCCGCUACGCCACCACGGACGGACCGGCGGUAUGGACGCCACAAUACUAUUAUAUAUCACUAUUAUACA
This is a messenger RNA of Sebastes umbrosus (honeycomb rockfish), 1200 nucleotides long. Its product is annotated as aminopeptidase RNPEPL1-like. NCBI's taxonomy places the organism in Eukaryota, Metazoa, Chordata, Actinopteri, Perciformes, Sebastidae. Gene Ontology annotation, molecular function: metalloaminopeptidase activity. The transcript has 2 exons. The annotation marks the transcript as partial. Gene Ontology annotation, biological process: proteolysis. The record is from RefSeq and is a predicted model, not a curated record.